AUGGAGGUUAUCUGUAGGAAAAUUGGUUUUGACAAGGUUUUUGCGGUCGACCCGAUAGGAAGGAGUGGGGGGUUGGCUUUUUUGUUUAACUCGGAGUCUACGGUAGAAGUGUUUAACUACUCCAGACGCCAUAUCAAUAUCAUGGUUAAGGAUGGGGAUAAUAAUCCAUGGUGGAAGCUCACUGGAUUCUACGGCAACCCAGACUGUGCUAAGAGGGCUGAAUCGUGGGAAUUGCUUAAGUUCCUGAACACCUGCUAUCCGACCCCUUGGCUCUGUGCAAGGGAUUUUAACGAGGUUGUAGUGCAGGAGGAAAAGGAGGGCUCAAACCUCAGGAAGGAAUCUCAGUUGACAGGCUUCAGGGAAGCUCUGGAGGAGAGGAUAGGGUCAUGGAACGUUUGGAAGAGGCUUCAAAUUCGAAGCCAGCUGGUUGAACGAUGGGCUCUGCUGAAUUGGAGUGGGCAAAAAUUUGGGAAGGUGGAGGAGGACAUCAAGAGGAAAACUGAUCAGUUGGCUGCUCUCCAAAGCAACGAAUGCCCGGCCUUAGCUACUCAGAUUAGAUCUCUGCAAAGGGAGAUUGAUGACCUGCUGGAGUUUGAGGACAUGAAGUGGAAGCAGCGGGCUUCGGAAUGGAGGAAAACCAAUCGCAUCCGGAGUGUCAUAGAUGAGCAGGGCAGAACGUGGAGGAAAAACAGAGACAUUGGCAAGGUAUUCCUCAGCUUCUAUGAGGAGCUUUUCACCUCUCAAGGGGCUGGCUGGGUGGAGGAGUGCACAAGAUUGGUUGAAACCCGGGUCACUGAUGACAUGAAUAACCGGCUUCUUCACAGAUUCUCAGAGGAGGAAGUCCAGAAAGCUUUAUUUCAGAUGCACACCCUCAAGGCCCCCGGACCGGAUGGCUACCCUGCUGUCUUCUAUUAG
Messenger RNA from Alnus glutinosa, 915 nucleotides. RefSeq lists its product as uncharacterized. The transcript has 4 exons. The record is from RefSeq and is a predicted model, not a curated record. Lineage: Eukaryota; Viridiplantae; Streptophyta; Magnoliopsida; Fagales; Betulaceae. The coding region runs from base 1 to 915 and encodes 304 amino acids.